Peromyscus californicus insignis is the source of this 1688-nucleotide messenger RNA. It is a transcript of the gene Pdlim4, whose product is annotated as PDZ and LIM domain 4. Lineage: Eukaryota; Metazoa; Chordata; Mammalia; Rodentia; Cricetidae. The record is from RefSeq and is a predicted model, not a curated record. Gene Ontology annotation, cellular component: Z disc; adherens junction; filamentous actin. Gene Ontology annotation, molecular function: muscle alpha-actinin binding; actin binding. Gene Ontology annotation, biological process: muscle structure development; actin cytoskeleton organization; heart development. The coding region runs from base 72 to 1073 and encodes 333 amino acids. The transcript is spliced from 7 exons.
CCAGGCGGCGGCAGUGGCGGCGGCGACUCCUCCGUGUCCGACUCCAGCUCCGGCUGUAGCUCCGGCCCGCGAUGCCCCAUUCGGUGACCCUGCGCGGCCCUUCACCCUGGGGCUUCCGCCUGGUGGGCGGCCGGGACUUCAGCGCGCCCCUCACCAUCUCGCGGGUUCAUGCUGGAAGCAAAGCGGCCCUGGCUGCCCUGUGCCCGGGUGACCUGAUCCAAGCCAUCAACGGUGAGAGCACAGAGUUCAUGACACACUUGGAAGCUCAGAACCGCAUUAAAGGCUGCCAUGAUCACCUCACACUCUCCGUGAGCAGGUACAGGCCUGAGAACAAGAACUGGCCCAGUGCCCUUGACGACAAGGCUCAAGCACAUAGGAUCCACGUUGACCCUGAGUCUCAGGAUGGCAGUCCAGCGACCAGCAGGCGGUCCUCAGUCUCUGGGACUGGGCUGGAAGACAACAGAUCCGGCCUGGGAUCUCCAUACGGUCAGUCACCUCGCCUUCCGGUCCCUCACAAUGGCAGCAGCAAUGAGGUCACCCUGCCAGCCCAGAUGAGCGCUCUGCAUGUGUCUCCUCCACCUCCCAGUGCUGACACAGCCAGGGUUCUCCCUCGGAACCGAGACUGCAGGGUGGACCUGGGUUCAGAGGUCUACAAGAUGUUGAGGGAACCAGCAGAGCCAGCGGCCUCGGAACCCAAGCAGUCCGGAUCCUUCCGCUACUUGCAAGGCAUGCUUGAGGCUGGCGAAGGCGGGGAGCGGCCUGGGUCUGGUGGUCCCAGGAACCUCAAGCCAGCAGCCAGCAAGCUGGGUGCUCCGCUGAGUGGCCUGCAGGGGCUACCAGAGUGCACGCGCUGUGGCCACGGGAUUGUGGGAACCAUCGUCAAGGCAAGGGACAAGCUCUACCAUCCCGAGUGCUUCAUGUGUAGCGACUGCGGCCUGAAUCUCAAGCAGCGUGGAUACUUCUUCCUGGAUGAACGACUGUACUGUGAGAACCAUGCUAAGGCGCGGGUCAAGCCACCAGAGGGAUAUGAUGUGGUGGCCGUGUACCCCAAUGCCAAGGUGGAACUCGUCUGAGCUGGGAAAUCCUGCCUCGCCUGCUUCAUUUAGUGUCCCCUCAUGGCCCGUGUAAAUAUAUGUCCUCCCGGCCUCUCUAAUAAAGUCCUUCUGCUUGCCCUGGAACCAGCUGGUGUCUGGCCUGCCAACCUCCAGUACAGGCCAAGGCUCCAGUGUCCUGUAAGGUCAGUUCAGGUGCCAGGCCUGUCCUACACACGAGGUUCUGUGGUGAGCCAGACAGGCUUCAGGUUGGAUGGCAGACUAAGUCACAAGAGAUAGCUCCAUUAAUACGGAGGUCUGGGGCUGCGGUGUAACAAGGAGUUUGGCCUGGGUGAGGUCAGGAAAGAUGACAGCUGAGAACCAAGAGAUGAGGGAGGCAAGCGUUCGCCACAGAGUCAGGAACUAUUCAAAGAUAAGCAUGGACCAUGAAGGUCUUGGUAUGCCUGUUGUCAGCACGAGUGGUUAGAGGUGGCCCCUAGCAACCUCCCUGGGUGGUACCCACUUCCUGAUUCUCUCUCUUCCCAGGUUCUUCCAUCCUUUCUGUCCACACAAACUCAUCACCACCACCAUUUCCCCGCAUCUUUCUUCAUCCUCCCACUAGGGGGCAUGCUUGAUUCUUCCAUGGUGAGACAAAAG